Messenger RNA from Oreochromis aureus, 5588 nucleotides. It is a transcript of the gene igfn1.1, whose product is annotated as immunoglobulin like and fibronectin type III domain containing 1, tandem duplicate 1. Bases 203 to 4936 code for a protein of 1577 amino acids. The transcript is spliced from 24 exons. The record is from RefSeq and is a predicted model, not a curated record. NCBI's taxonomy places the organism in Eukaryota, Metazoa, Chordata, Actinopteri, Cichliformes, Cichlidae. Gene Ontology annotation, molecular function: protein binding.
AAACAGCUUUUGGCAGUCACUGGGUCCGGGCAGUAGAGGAGCAUUGAGCUCAGACUUGCACACUGCUGGAAGGAUCUAUUACACUGAAAAAAUUAGGAGAAGGCACAGUGUGACCAGACUGCUGUCUGAAAGGGAAGAGUGCUAAGAGGACUGAGAGCAGUGCAGAGCCUUCUGAAUCAGCAGAGCUCAAGAGAAAACCAAGAUGUCGAAGAAGUCAAAGGUGACCGAUCAGACUGCCACUGGGCAGGCGGGCAUCAGGAAGAAGUCAAAAGUGCCUGGUGUCAUGAUAACACAGUUUAUGGAGGAACUUCCAGAGGGGAUGACAACUCCGGAUUUCACCCGCAAACCCAUUGCUCUAACUAUUCAAGAGGGUAAAUUUGCAUUCUUUAAAGCCAAAAUAGUAGGAACCCCAACCCCUACUGUGACAUGGAGUAGAGCAAAUGGAGAAAUACUUUUUCACCCUGCUGUGUGCCAACAAAAAUAUGAUGAGGCAACCGAAGAACACACCCUUGAGUUCCCUAAAGUUGCUCCAGAAGAUGCUGACACCUACAAGUGUUUUGCAACAAAUGAAUAUGGAAGGGCUGUUUGCACUGUUGUUUUAAAUGUUAUUGAAGUUGGAUUUUCUAAGACCAAAGAACUCCAAAAGGCACAAAUCGAAGAAACAAUUGACUUCAGAAAACAACUAAAAAAACGUAAUCCAGAUGGAACACGUGAGCAUAAGACAAUGGAGACAGAGGAGAAGGUCUGGGAAAUUCUGCUCAGUGCAGACAAGAAAGACUAUGAGCGCAUCUGUGCUGAGUAUGGUAUCACAGACUUCCGUGGCAUGCUAAAGAAACUUAAUGAAAUGAAAAAAGAACGAGAAGAGGAGAUCGCAGAGUUUGUCACACAUAUCAGCAGUUUAAAGCCUAUUGAGGUCAAAGAUGAUGAUUAUGCAACAAUUGAGUUGGAUAUGGACCUCAAGGAUCCCAGCAGCAAAAUUUACCUGUACAAGGAUGGUGUCAUGGUUCCAUUUUCCAAAGAAGAGAGUGAUGAUCUGAAACACAGUUUGAAACAAGUUGGCAAAAAAUACAUAUUCAAAAUCAAAAAACUAGGAACAGAAGAUGCUGGACUCUACUCAGUGGAUGUUGAGGGUGUCAAUGUGUUCUCCACUGAUUUUAAAGUACCUCCAGUCGACUUUGCUGUCAAAAUACAAGAGAUCAAGGCAGAAGAACGAGAGGACGCCCUCUUUCAAUGUGUCCUAACUGCACCCAUGAAUGAGAUCAAAUGGUAUGGCAAAAGUGCUCUGCUGUCAAAUAGUGAAAAACAUGAAAUUACUGUAUCUGAGGAUAAGCUCAUCCACAAAUUGAUUGUGCGGGACUGCAUGCCUUUGGAUGCCGGUAUCUAUGCUGCUGUGGCAGGAAUAAAAUCUUGCAACGCUUGGCUUAUAGUUGAAGCUGACAAAGAUCCUGCAAGUAAGGGCAAGAAAGCGGCUCGCAAAACCACCAUGGCUGGAGGUGGCAACGAAGAGGAGCUGUUGAAAAUAGCAAAGGAGCAGCAAGAAAAAUAUCAGAAAGAAUUGGAAGAAAAACUGGAACUUGCAAAGAAAGCCCAUGCCGAGAAAGAAGCUGCUGGAGCAGCAACCCAAGAGGAUGAAGAAGCAGCUAAAAAGGCAGCUGCUGAAGCCAAAGCUAAAGCUAAGGCUGCUGCAAGAGCUAAAAGGGCAGCAGCUGGUAAAGACGGAGCUCCAAGGAAAAGUAAGAAAAAAGGAGCUGGUGCUGGAAGUGGUGCGGCCUCUGCUGAUGGAACUGUUGGUGCCGGGGGUGCUGCUGGUGUUGGUGGGCCUGCCAGUGCUGGUGGUGCUGAUGGAGCUGUUGGUGCCGGGGGUGCUGCUGGUGUUGGUGGGGCUGCCGGUGCUGGUGGUGCCGGGGGUGCUGCUGGUGCUGGGGGUGCUGCUGGUGUUGGCGGCGCUGUUGGUGCCGGGGGUGCUGCUGGUGUUGGCGGCGCUGUUGGUGCCGGGGGUGCUGCUGGUGUUGGCGGCGCUGUUGGUGCCGGGGGUGCUGCUGGUGUUGGCAGCGCUUUUGGUCCCGGUGGUGCUGCUGGUGCUGGCGGGACCAGUGGUCCUGGUGGUGCUGGCGGUGCUGCUGGUGCUGCUGGUAUUGGUAUUGCUGCUGGUGCUACUGCAGUUGCAGGUGCUGGUAGUACCAGUGGUAUUGGUGCAGGAGGUGCAGGGGGUGCAGGCAUUGGAGUUGAUGGUGGUGCCAGUGCUGGUGGACAAGAAGGUGGACAUGGAGCUGCAGCCAUUGGAAAAGGUGGAGCUCAAGGUGCAGCCGGCGUAGGAGUCGGUGGCGUGGAAGGAGAAGCUUUUGAGGAAGAAGAUGAAUAUGAUUCAUUUGAAGAUUCUGAUGAAGAAUUUGAGGAGGAGUGGGGAGAAGAAGGAUAUGUAGGAGGAGGAGGAGAGGAAGGAGGAGGAGGAGAGGGAGGAGAAGGGGGUGAAGGAGGAGAGGGAGGAGGUAAAGGAGGAAAACGCAGAAAACGUGUGAGAGCUGGUCCUCUGGUUCCAGAUACAGUAAUAGACCCAGGAGUUCACUUUCAUGCUGGACUUUCUGACUGCAAAGCCGUUAUUGGAGAAGCGGCAGAGCUGGAGUGUAAAGUGAGCAGUGAAGACUGUGUGGGAGUCUGGUACAAAGAUGGAGAAGAGAUUAAGUCAUCUGAGGGGUUAACUAUUUCAAAGGAUGGAACAUUUCACAGACUGAAAAUUCAUAAAGUCACCGAAGAAUUUGCAGGGAAAUAUAAAUUUGAAGCAGAUGGGCGUAAAACAGAGGCAGAGAUUACUGUUGAAGAUCCACCACGAUUUAAUGCUGAAGAUCUGAAAGCAUUCAAAACUCCUGUCACUGUGAAAAAAGGACACAAAGCUACGUUCAACUUGGCUUUUAUUGGACGGGAACCUAUAAAAAUUCAGUGGUACCAUGAGGGUGAAGAGCUUUCGGAGGACGCAAACAUCAAGAUAGAGCAUUCAGAGGGGUCUAGCCGUCUACUGCUAUUGAAGCUUCAGCGUAAAGAUAGUGGUGAAAUCAAGUUUAAACUCAAAAAUGAGUUUGGCACUGUGGAGGCUCUCAGCCAACUUGUUGUACUGGAUAAACCUACUCCUCCAAUGGGACCUCUAGAGAUUGUUGAAGCCUCCUCCUCUGCAGUUGAAUUCAAGUGGAGACCCCCAAAAGACAGUGGUGGCUCCAAGAUAUUAAACUAUAUCCUUGAACGACAACAAGUUGGCCGUAACACCUGGAAGAAGUUGGGGCCAAUUGGUCCUGAGGCCAAAUACAGGGACACGGAUGUAGACCAUGGCCGACGGUAUUGCUAUCGUCUCAGAGUGGAGACUGAAAUGGGCAUCAGUGAGCUGAUGGAAACAGAGGACAUUCAAGCUGGUACAAAAGCAUACCCCGGACCUCCAUCAGCACCCAAGGUUGUCAGUGCCUUCAAAGACUGCAUCACUCUCUCCUGGUCUCCCCCUGCUGACACCGGAGGAACCGGUAUUCUGGGAUACAACCUUGAAAAGCGCAAGAAGGGCAGCAACUUAUGGGGCCCUGUCAAUCCACCCAAUGAGAUGAUUAGAGGGAAGCAAUUUGCUGUGAAAGAUGUAGUUGAGGGCAUGGAGUAUGAAUUCCAUGUGUCUGCGAUCAAUAACUCUGGAGCUGGUGAAUUCAGUUCCCCUUCAGAAUUCGUGUUUGCCAGAGACCCUAAAAAACCUCCUGGUAAAGUCAGUGACUUCAAAGUGACAGAUUCCACUUACACAACCAUCUCCUUGUCUUGGACAAAACCCAAGGACAUUGAGGGGGUUGCAGAUGAAGCAAAGGGAUAUUUUGUGGAGAUCAGGCUUGCAGAAAACACAGAGUGGGAUCGCUGUAAUUUGAAUGCAAUAACCAUGACGUCUUAUACAGUAAAAGGCAUGAAGUCAAUGGGUAUGUACUGGGUAAGAGUCAUUGCUAUCAAUGAAGGAGGCCAUGGAGACCCACAGGAACUGGAUAACUACCAUAUCUCUAUGCCACCUCCUGUGAGGCCACGAUUCACUGAUGCCAAAAUUAAGAGUUUUAUGGUAGUGAGAGCAGGAAAUUCAGCACGAUUCAACAUUAACUUUGAGGCCUCUCCUUGGCCAGAUGUAAUCUGGCUAAAAGAUGGCGUGCCAGUGUCUAAAAAAGUGACCAUCAGUAAUGCAGAGGGUACAUCCCAGAUUCUCAUUCCUUCUGCUGAGCGCUCAGAUACUGGAGUCUAUACAAUCAUUGUCAAGAACGUUGUUGGGCAAGAAACAAUCAGCAUUGAAAUUAGAGUCACAGAUGAGCCCAAGCCUCCAGGUCCUGUGGAGUUAGACGAAAAUGUGCAUGGUACUGUGACUAUUUCAUGGACAGAAUCUCCAGAUGAGAAACGUGAUGACAGGCUGCACUACAUGGUGACCAAGCGUGAUUCAAGCAAAAGAACAUGGAACACCAUUGCAGAUCGAAUCUUCAACAACAGAUUCACAGCAUGUAACAUAAUGCCAGGCCGAGAAUACCAGUUCAGAGUCUAUGCAAAGAACGACAUGGGCUCCUCCAAACCCUCUGAAUCGCCCAAGUGGCUGAUUCCUGCCAAAAAAGAAAAGUUCACUGUGAAAGUGCCAGAAUCAAAGGCGUGCAAUCUGCUGUGUCCUCCCAAGUUCAUUGUCCCACUGAAAAUGCACACAGCUCCUGAAGGGUAUGAAUGCUAUAUGACUUGUGCUAUAAAAGGGGAUCCAACACCUCAUGUCACAUGGCUCCGCGACAAUGUCAGUCUGAAUACAAACACUAACUACCUAAUCUCCAACACAUGUGGAGUAUGCUCUCUGCUCAUAUUGAGGGUUGGGUCUAAAGACACCGGGGAGUACAAGGUUGUUGCAGAAAACUCUUUGGGAAGGGCAGAGUCUGCAACUAAACUCACAGUCAGAGAAUAAAUGGACACACUGAAGAUGGCAGACUUGCUUUAUAAUGCCAGCAUAAAUCAAGCUCGUGAUAAUGCCAUAUUGUUUGCAGUUAAGUGAGAACUGUCAUGAAUGAAACCUUUUUUGUUGUUUUUUAAAUUAUGCUAGUAAUGCCUUCCUUAUUUGAUUCACAAAUUCAAAAAAACAUCAUCUAAAGUUGAAGUAACAAUAAAGCUUUAGGCCUGCAAAAAUUGCUUAAAUAAAAGUAACCAACAUGUGUCUAUUUUCAUUUCAAGGGUAUAACAGUAAUGAAAUAAAAUACUGAAAUAUAACUGGGAAAACUAUAUAGAGUAUUUAGCUCUGCGCAGCACUGACUGUUAUUAGAUUAGUUACUAUUAGUCUGAAGGUGAUGAAACAACUGACUUGUGUCUUGACAGAUUUUUAGAUGCAAGAAUCUUUGGCUUGUAUAGUAGGUAUUUGUAGAAGACCCCAGAAUAAAACUAAUAUGAGACAACAUAUGAACUGACAGGAUAUUUACAUUAUAAUGACACUGCUGUCAUAAAAUGACAUCACUAUGAAAAUUGUGUGAGUUUGAUGUAAAUAAAUAUUUCAAACAGCAUCGUGACAUUAAUUUUUAAUGUGACCUGCAAGUCACUUUGACCUGAAAAUAAUAAUAAAAAUGUAC